This is a messenger RNA of Daldinia caldariorum, 915 nucleotides long. RefSeq lists its product as uncharacterized. The coding region runs from base 133 to 765 and encodes 210 amino acids. The record is from RefSeq and is a predicted model, not a curated record. The transcript has 2 exons. NCBI's taxonomy places the organism in Eukaryota, Fungi, Ascomycota, Sordariomycetes, Xylariales, Hypoxylaceae.
ACGGCUUUCAGCAUCUUCGUUCAUUAAUAUAUCAAAUACCCCCUUUCUUUAUACAUCCAAUUAAUCAAGAUAUCAUAUCACAAGUAAAUUAGCAUAAGCGUUGCCGUACUCGAGAGCAAAUCGGACGCAACAAUGUCUCAUCGACCCGACCUGAUUCACCCCCUAAAUACUCCUCCUCUUCCUUUUCCCCCACCGCCUUUCCCAAAUGUCCCUGAUAGUCAAUCCGUCGAAGAACAAUGGAAUCAGUAUAUUCGCAACCGUCAAACUAAGACCACAGAGGACGGGACUUCAGAUACGGUCGAACAGCAAAAUCGGCACCGUGGACAAUGCCUAGGCUGGUCGACUGCUAUACAACACCCGACGCCGAUUCGGUUCCAGACUCACAAACUGCUAGAUGCACAAGAUCACCUUGCCGUGAUGGGAUUUCUUACCGAUGAUACACGAGGACACAAACCAAGUGUAUAUCAUGGACCAGAGGCUUCCUCGCACCAAUACAGCGAACGAGACUGCUUUGAGUCUGUCCGUUUAUCGUCAUCCUCGCUUGGAAGAUCAGAUUCGUCACGGUCUGUAGAGACGCCGAUACCCUCCUAUAGAGCGGCACGUAUCUCGUUCCACGGUUUGCUGACGACGAUCUCUCGGAAAUUUCAUGCACUGACUACCGCCACCACCACCGACGCUACAACUCAGAUUCCCCCGUCUAAUAAUAGUUCUGAUACUUAUAUCGGUUCUAAUGAUCAUGCCAGUGGCUCUGCCAGUGGUAUUUAGGGCAAUAUCAACGGCCAUACUAGCAACAUCUCUUCCGGGAGUGAUAACAAGACUGCUAGCCAAGGUGGCCCCGCUGUCAAAGAAGGCGCGAGCAAAAGCAUUGGUGUUUCUACUCAAGCACCUAAUGGGCACGUCCGAUUUUACGAGACU